Trichoderma citrinoviride is the source of this 1434-nucleotide messenger RNA. RefSeq names its product SET domain-containing protein. The coding region runs from base 1 to 1434 and encodes 477 amino acids. Lineage: Eukaryota; Fungi; Ascomycota; Sordariomycetes; Hypocreales; Hypocreaceae. Gene Ontology annotation, biological process: peptidyl-lysine monomethylation. Gene Ontology annotation, cellular component: nucleus. Gene Ontology annotation, molecular function: protein-lysine N-methyltransferase activity. The record is from RefSeq and is a predicted model, not a curated record. The transcript has 2 exons.
AUGGCCUCCGACGACCGCAUCGCCCUCCUCCUCUCCUGGGCCUCCUCCAACGCCGCCACCCUCCACCCCUCGGUCCAGAUCUACGACGACCCAACCACCGGCCUCUCCUUCCGCGUCCAUCCCUUCUCACCCUCCCCCAUCCCCCCUUACGAGCCCAUCGUCAGCCUCCCGACGCACCUCUCCCUGUCCUACCUCAACGCCAUCCACCCCGCGCCCGCCUUCCCCAAGUCCUUCCUCGCCAGGGCCCCGCCCCACGUCGUCGGCCGCCUCCUCCUCGUCAAGGAGCUCCUCCGCGGGCCCGAGUCCUUCUGGUACCCGUACAUCCAGGCCCUGCCGCAGCCCGAGGACGUCGACGACUGGGCCCUGCCGCCGCUGUGGCCCGAGGAGGAGGCCGAGCUGCUCGAGGGCACAAACGUCGAGAUCGGCCUGGACAAGAUCCGCGAGGACCUGGGGCGCGAGUUCCGCGACGCGCAGAAGCUGCUGCUCGCGUCCAACGAGGACGCCGAGGACGACUUCAGCAACCUGCUCACCCGCGAGCUGUACCAGUGGGCCUACUGCGUCUUCUCCAGCCGCUCCUUCAGGCCGUCCCUCGUGCUGUCGCGGGAGCAGCAGCAGGCUCUCCCGCCGGGGGUGUCCGUCAACGACUUUUCCGUGCUGCUGCCGCUGUUCGACAUUGGGAACCACGACAUGACGGUCCACGUGCGCUGGGACGUCACUGCUCCCGGUGACGCUUCAGCCGGAGGAGGCGAGGCAUCAGCCGUCCAGCUCAAGGUCGGCAGGGAACACAAGCCAGGAGAGCAAAUCUUCAACAACUACAGCCCCAAGACCAACGCCGAGCUGCUCCUGGGCUACGGCUUCAUGCUCCCCAUCACGGAGUCCCUGCACAACGACUACAUCCACCCGGGAAGCACCUCGCCCGACGAAUACCUCAUCUCCCUCCGCCCCAUCUCCCACCCGUCCUCCCUCCUCGCCGCCUCCAAGCAGACGCUCGCCGUCUUCCCGCCGGGCCUCCUCGGCGCCUUCACGCACGUCCAGCACGACAUGGUCUGGGACAUCUUCCUCACCCUGCUGCAGCACUCGUCCGUGCCGCUCAUCAAGCUCAUCCCGCUCGACAAGAACACCUUUCCGUCCGAGGAGGAGGCCGUGCGGCAGCGCCAGGAAAAGUUCUUUUCCGGACGGGUCAACGACGAGUGCCGCGAUUUCCUGGAGCAGACGGUCGCCAUUAUCCAGCACAAGGUCCUGCAGGAGCUGGAGCGGCUCAACGAGACGGACAUGGAGGUCGUGGGCGAGGACGCGGCGCUGCUCUCGCCGAAUCAGCGGCUUGCGCUCGAGUACAGGGAGAGGUGUAGGAUGGUGUUGGAGAAUACACUUACGGCGAUGGGGGAGGACGAGUUCAUGCAGGAUGAUGAUGAUGAGGGGAGCGAUACGGUGUGA